Arachis stenosperma is the source of this 1212-nucleotide messenger RNA. RefSeq names its product transcription factor GTE1-like. The coding region runs from base 1 to 1041 and encodes 346 amino acids. The record is from RefSeq and is a predicted model, not a curated record. Gene Ontology annotation, molecular function: protein binding. Lineage: Eukaryota; Viridiplantae; Streptophyta; Magnoliopsida; Fabales; Fabaceae. The transcript has 8 exons.
AUGGCUGCUUUGAAUUCCAGUGUCACAGAGGAGGAUCUGAACGGUUUUAGGUUCUCAAUCGAUCAAAUUCAAACCCAAGUUGUCAAGCUAGAGAAACAAGUAAAUGAAGUUGAACAGUUCUACCAAUCCAACGAUUUUAAAGUUAAUAAUUCCAAAAACAAGGGUGAAAAUAAGCAUCUUAUUGGAACUAAGAAGUCACUGCAAGGUGAUUCACACAAUGAAGCUGAUGCUGAUGCUGCAAAAGGAAGGGAAGAACUCAUGCGCCAGUUUUCCGUUAUAUUGAGUCAGAUUACUCAGCAUGAAUGGGCUUGGCCUUUUAUGGAUCCAGUAGAUGUUGAAGGUCUGGGACUGUAUGACUAUUAUGAGGUUAUCAAUAAGCCUAUGGAUUUCAGCACAAUAAAAAGAAAAAUGGAAGCUAAGGAUGGCUCUGGUUAUAAGAAUGUCAGGGAGAUAUAUUCUGAUGUAAGGUUGAUUUUUAAGAAUGCAAUGAAAUACAAUGAUAAAAAGAAUGAAGUCCAUGUUAUGGCGAGAACCUUGCUGAACAAGUUCGAAGAGAAAUGGCUGCUCCUGUUGCCUAAAGUUGACCAAGAGGAGAGGAGACAUUUAAAGGAAGAAGCAGAUGCACAGUUGGAAACACAGCUUGCACAAGAAGCAACUUAUGCCAAUAUGACUAGGGAUUUAUCUGUUGAGCUGGACAAGGUUGAUGUGCAUUUGAAGAGUCUUAAAGCAUUGGUUAUUCAAAACUGCAGGAAACUCUCAUCUCAGGAGAAAGUUCUACUUGGGACAGCUCUCCCAAGGUUGUCUCCUGAAUACCUCAUCAGAGCAUUGCAAAUAGUUCAUGAAAACAAUCCAAACUUCCAACCUAAUGCUGAAGUUGUGGAACUUGACAUUAAUUCUCAGAACGACUACACACUGUGGAGGUUAAACGUUUUUGUCAAGCAUGCAUUGAAAGUUCAGGGAAGAACUGCUGAGGGCACAGGUGUUGACCAUAGUAAUAAAACCGAGAACAAGAACUACUCCAAAAGGAGGAGAGUUUUGUGAUUCUCUUGCCAAGAUAUCUUUUGAAAGUACUGAAAGAUCUAUAUCUAGUGUUAGGUAAUGCAGUAGGAUAGGAUCAUUCUGUAAAAUCAUUUAUGAUAUGCUCAAUUAGUUAGAGCGAUCAAUGAGUAGUUUGUGUCUGAUCAUGUUUCACCAUAUAGACCCUUCAACAAA